UUAUUAUAAAAGGUGUCAGACACUGAAUCUCACACAUAACUGUAAUCCACCCCAACAACCAGAGAAAGAUGGUGUUCACUGUAGAUGAUUUGGGCUUUCAGGCCGGAAGAGAGAUGUGCAUCAUUGGCAGGGUCAAACCUGACGUUGAAAGAUUCACUAUUGACUUUGGUGUUGACUCUGACAACAUUGCCUUUCAUUUCAACCCUCGAUUCAACUAUGGUGCUGACGUGAAAGUCAUCGUGUGUAACUCUAAGAAGGGCGGCUGGAGUGAGGAGCAACGUUUUACGUUUUUUCCCUUUGAACAAGGCAAAGAGUUCAAGGUGAGCUUCACCUUCAACCAUGAAAACUUUUAUGCCAAACUUACUGAUGGGAACAUGAUAACCUUCCCAAACCGCUUUGGAAACGAAACAUUCAAUCACCUGGAAGUAGAUGGGGCCACGGUCACCAGCAUGGUGGUCACCUGAGCAGUGAAUAAAGUCAUAAGCCCUAUUCAGACGAUCAUUGUUUCUUGUGGGGUGUAAGAUAGUUUUAACAUUUAUGGGGGAGACUGUGAAUUUCUUGCCGUACAUUUUUCUCCAACCACGUUGAUCAUGUGAUUAACUACACCAGAAGUGCAUGUUUUGAAUUAUAAAUUCCAACACAUCCACCGUGAAUUCAUCUUCAUCCUAAUGCAUGAGUUUUAUCGCUGAGGAACUAAAUGCUAAUUUAUUUUUACAGACUUCCUUACAAACAAUUACUGUCUGAAGAGGGCUUAUAUGUGAGAAGUAUGUGAAUCAUUCAGUCGGAUCUCAGUUCUACUGCUGUCAAAUCUUCAAUGUUCACUGAAUAAAA
Messenger RNA from Misgurnus anguillicaudatus (oriental weatherfish), 831 nucleotides. Lineage: Eukaryota; Metazoa; Chordata; Actinopteri; Cypriniformes; Cobitidae. The record is from RefSeq and is a predicted model, not a curated record.